This is a messenger RNA of Sphenostylis stenocarpa, 192 nucleotides long. The record is from the annotation of a GenBank genome assembly. Lineage: Eukaryota; Viridiplantae; Streptophyta; Magnoliopsida; Fabales; Fabaceae.
AUGGGAUCCGCUGAAACUCCAGGGUGUGUGCAGUUCCAAAUUCCACCUCAGAAAAUCCAAGCAUUCAAGGAAUUGUUAACAAGUGAGAGUGGGACAGUUAACUCCAGUUAUCGAAUGCAAUUGUGGUUAUUGGUGUGGAUGACAAAAUUAUUUGCCGGAAUUAUUAGGAUAACAUGGCAAGAAACUGCUUGA